GCAUCAACUAAAGAUUUCAUAUCUGAAAGUGUCUCAAAAAUCUGGCCACCUGACAACUAUGAUGAUCGAAUAUUCCCGCACAAUAAUACAGGUGUGAAUAGUAUGGACGGAAAAGGCAAUCGAGCAAAUCCAUCCGACCAAUCAGCGCAAACUAAAGAACCAGACGAGUCGUUUUCUGUCAGUUCGCUGUUUCUUCGCUUCAUCAUUGCAUAUCAUUAUGAAGAGUAUCAGAAGCUUGAAAAUGUUUCUCAAGAAAUCAGUUUUGAAGUUUCUGAGUCGAAGACUGACAGGAAAUUGAAACUUUUUGCCCGCAAGAAUGUGAGCAGAGAUACAUUUUCCAAAACUGUGGAUGAGUUCAUUAGCUUUUAUCAUAAUCAAAACCAAAAAAUGCACCAAGAGGUCAUCUCAAUGUUGCCAAAGAAGAAAAAUUGUGUUAUUUUGGAGGCUCGUGCCAAAUUUUCCGUGGUAAUCGAUUCAGCGCAAGACCCGGAUAAAGUAACGAUCUAUGGUGAGAGAGAUAACGUUGAAGAAGCUAAACGUUUUUUAAGAAGUAAGUUUGUAGUUCCUUUACCACGUUAUUUGUGCAGGCCAAAGAGUGGGAUAUGGGCAAAAAUAAGAACAAAUACCAGUAAUCUGCUAUAAUGGAGGUUCAUGUUUUAGUUGCGUUGUUAUAGGUAGGUGGUUUGUAAUGACAAGCCAGUUACGAGUAGUGAAGAAAACUACAGAGGCGUUUCUGCGCUGUGUGCACAUGCGUAAAAAUGUCGAAUUCAUACAACUGUAGAAAAAUUUGCCGCGUGAUUGAGUAUGUAAAACGUAAACAUAAAUUACAAAUUUGUACCCCGGUUAAUUCAAAACACAGGUUCAAACCUGUGUGUCACCAAAAUCCCAACCAGGAUCCCAACCCAUGAAUACGAGCCGUAUGUUUAAAACGUUUUCCACCUUGGUUAAAAUUAUGUUUUAUUAAAGUCCAUUCAACAAUUGCUGGUUUUAACUGGAUGAACAGUUAGAAACACAGAAUGAUUGCAAGUCCGUAACGAAAGGUUUGGAUAUAAGGACUGUAAUUUGAUAUUAACCAUAAUAUACCAGGAAUUUAUAUUCUAAGAAGCAAUACUGAAACAAGUAUUGCUUGGUCAGAAAAUGAUGCUGGAUAACGCAAAUAACAAAACGCGAUGAGUAUUUCCAAGCACCUAUACCCGUUGCAAAAUUGAGCUACAUAGCCUGUAGUAACAAUGACCCAAUAGACAAAGAGAUUUUGAAAGGGCUGGCAAACAGUUUAUAGGUGAGAUGAAAGGAGGACCAGUAUACUGCUUAGGAACCAGGAAUAGGUCAAACAUUUAAAUAUUCUUAAGAAGGGAUUUACAAAAUGAAUGAAUCAAUUUUUAAAUAGAAAAUAUUUAAAUCAUAUAGUAAGUUACACUGCUGCAGAACAACUUUUAAUAAUUAUAAGCUUGGUUUAGAUUUGGCGACGUUAGCGACAAUAAAAUCAUCAUGACACCCGUGACCAAAUGAAAACCAGAUUAUACCAGUAUUACUGAAGUGAUAUGAUUAUGUUGGAAAAAUCCUGCUAGAUAGACUAUUCAAAUCAGCAAACGAAAACAUUCUGUUACGUCUCGAUUCAUUUGAAAAGCCAUAUAAACAACUCGAGCUCGUGUCUCACCGGGAUAUCCAAACACUCAAUGUAUGACAUUGUUUUCUCGUGAUUGGACAUCCCGGUGAAACACUCGCUCUCGUUGUUCAUAUAUUACAUAAAAUAUACACAAAUACUAAAGAAUGUAUUAAGUAAAUUGCCCGCAAGUAAUUUAUGUCCAUCACCUCUUUUAGGUGGAGCUGAAAACGAGAAAGGAAGCCUUUCCUUGAAAUAUUCCCCAAUGAUAAAGAUACAACCUCAAGAGGUUGAUAAAGACGCAGGGACAACAGAAACAAGUUCUUCCAAAGGGGCAAAAGAAGUAAGUUCUUCCGAAGGGACAACAGAAACAAGUUCUUCCAAAGGGGCAAAAGAAGCAAGUUCUUCCAAAGCGACAACAGAAUCAAGUUCUUCAAAAGGCGCAUCAGAAGCAAAUUCUUCAAAAGGGACAACAGAAACAAGUUCUUCCAAAGGGACAAAAGAAGCAAGUACUUCCAAAGGGACAAUAACAGGAGCAAGUUCUUCCAAAGGAGUGAAAGAAGCAAGUUUUUGCAAAGAUGCACCAGAUACAAUUUCUUCCAAAGGAGCAACAGAAACUAAUUCUUCCAAAGGGACAACAGAAGCAAAUAAUUCCAAAGGCGCACCGGAAGUAAGUUCUUCCAAAGGGACAACUCAAGCAAGUUCUUCCAAAGGGGCACCAGAAACAAGUUCUUCCGAAUAUAUCGAAAAGCUGCCAAAGGAUAAAAAGGACGUUCUUUCACAGGCUCCUACCAAGUUUGUGGUUGAUUCAGCUCAGGAUCCCGAUAAAAUAACAAUCUACGGUGAAAGAGAUAAAGUUUAAGAAGCCCAAAGAUUCUUCCAAAGCAAAGUUGGUGUUCUUAAUCCUGACAGCGGUUCAUCAAAAGAGGCAACGGCAAAAGUUGCUUUAACUGAAAAGUUUUCAUCCGAUUUAUCCGAGAAUCUGAAAUUGGUUGUUUACCAAGGUGAUUUAACCAAAGAAACUGUUGAUGCGAUCGUGAAUCCAGCCAAUGAUCACCUUCAACACGGAAGCGGUGCAGCCGGGGCGAUACUUAAAGCUGGGGGAAAAUCAAUUCAAGACGAAAGUGAUUACAUCAUGAGGAAAAGAGGUAAACGUCCUCUUCAGCCAGGAGAAGUGGAGUUAACAGCUGGAGGGCGACUUCCUUGUAAGUUUGUUGUUCACGCAGUUGGUCCUGUCUGGAAUCAUCAUCCACCAUAUACAGCUAUGCAACUAUUGUAUAACGCUGUAAUCAACAGCUUGAGCUUGGCUUGUCAUAAUGGUGCGAGAAGUGUCUCAAUCCCAGCUAUCAGUUCAGGUUUAUAUCAAGUGCCUGUGGAUGUUUGCGCACGAGUUCUGUUCGACGCGGUUGUUUAUUUCGCAAGUAAGGCGAACAAGUCUAGCCCUCUGGAGGAAAUUCACUUUGUCAACACUGAAUCUUCGACAAACCGCACAUUCGUACAAGAAAUGGAGAAUAGAUUUCGCGGUUCUAUCAAGCGAGAUAAGGUCGAAGCGAGUGUCUCAAAAGAUACUAAAGAGCAAGAAAGAGAAAUGCAGAUUGGACGACAAAUGGCUUUUACAACGACCAAGUCUGAAAACAAUUCUGAGUGGGGUCAGACAAAAAAUGCUAACUUCAAGGGCAGCAGUCACAACCUUCACAGUGGUGAAAAUAAAGAUAUAGGUAUGUUGGGGGUGCAUUCCUCGCGGUGGUGAUGGAGGGGGGGUUAAUAAAUAAAUUUGAAAAAUAAUAGCCGUUCAUCAUUAUAUCUGAUUCGGACAUGGCGACAAAUAUCCUCGUAAUUCUCAAUAAUUCGUGAAACUUCGUGAUGGCUUAUUUUUUAUGAAAUGUGGAUUUAGGCGCACUCCUUAGCUUAAUUAUUGUAUUUUUCUUUUUUCUGCUAUCUUCAAUUUCCCAAACUUAGGAGGACGUCUGUCAGAUGAUAAGCGUUCACUUCUCAGCUAUGCAGGAGCAGCCACAGGGAAAAAACCCGAUACAGAUCAUAGUAAGCCAUUUUGUUUUUAAAAAACAGAAAAUAUUGCUUCUGUUUUUAUUCUUGAGUUUCAAUUACGUGAUAUUUUUAGCAUAAUUUGACUCAAGUGGGGGUCAAUCAUUUGUGGUUGGUUCUCUGCGCUUUGAGGUUUUCUCCAUGUUUUAUAGCAUUGUUACUGUAUUCAAGGCAUGCCUCCUGCAUUUAAGUUGCAUUCCUUGAAAUUCAGCGCACAGCGACUAAUUUUGUUUCAAAUAGUAAAUGCUAUUACGUUUUAUUGUAUUUUUGGUUAAUAAGGCAGGAGUAUUAGGGAAUGUAAGCUAAGGGCCAAAGCCAAAGUUUACCAAAGGCAUGUCUUCAAAAUCAAUGAGCACAGUCAUUAACUUUUUCAUGUUUACUUCUCACUUAACAGUUAAGAUCUUCCAGUAAGGGUAGUGUGAUUCGCUGGAAUCCUGAGAAAUUUCCCGGUGAUAUAAAAUUGGUCAUAAUUAAGGAGCAGUUGCAAACUGAUGAUUAAGUAGAACCUUGAAGUGUUAUUUUAUUGGCUUACUUAACGUGUGAAUAAUUACGUCGAAUUAAUUUCAUAGUAAAACAGCACCAAUGGUAGUUAAAUUGCUUUUAUCAGACCACUAUUUCUAGGUAUACAUGGUUUUUGGGAAUUCCAAUCUCAUGCCUGAGUAUAGCUAUAUAGCUAUUUCAAUUAAGGUUGUCCACGAGCAAAGUGGAAAAGUCGAAUACGAGCGCGAAAGGCUGCUGGGAAUCGCUAACAAAUUAAUGAAUUUUCAAAGCGGUUCCCAGCAGCCUUUCGCGCUCGUAUUCGACUUUUCCGCUUUGCUCGUGGACAACCUUAGGCCUGUUCUAAACGUCGCAUUUUACAUGUGCCGAAUGCAUUCAAAACAAUAGAUAAUCAGCUGAAAUGCCUCAUUAUCCAUUGUUUUGAAUGUAUUCGGCGCAUGUAAAAUGCGACGUUUAGAACAGGCUUUAAUUGAAAUAGCUGUGUGUUCUCAUAUUUUUCAUCUGAAACAGAACUAAAUUUUCCAAGAUGCUUCUUAGCAUCGGAAGUGAUGGAUUGAUAUUUUAAUAAAUCCUUGUGUUGUCCUCCUGUCUUGGGGGAGAGGCGUUUUGUACAAAGAAUACCCAUGGGGAGCGAGAGGAAAUGAAGCAUGAGGGUAUCCCGGGGUUGUACCCUCAGGGAUGGCCGAUGAUAGGUGCAUAAUAUGUAAGGAAUGGUGGCCUUAUUUUGUUAGUCACAUAAGCAUUUCAAUAACUGAAGUAGAAGUUCUGUAGAACAUCUAUAAUCCUUUGAAAGGUAGUUUGAAAUCACUUUCAUGUUUAAAAAUCAGGGUUUAAUUUCAAGUACCUUUCAUUUUGGCCUUAUUCUAAAAAUUGCCACCAUAAGUUUCAUAGCAAAAUUAUGUGCAAAAAUUUUCUUCCCUCAGGUCUAGGCGAAUUCAAGAUUACAUAAAUCUUCCAACUCUAUCACCUGCAUGGCCUCAUUGUUUUCUGUUCAACACAUCACAUCACAUCAAAAUAUCAUCCACACAAUUUUGUUCCUGUGCAUAUCUUUGUAUUUCUGUCUUUGUCAGACUAUUAGUUAUCUGUUUUACCAUAACAAGAUCUUUUUGCAUUAAUCGCUGAAUCCACAAUGCCGUAAAAACAGUUUUAAUUAAAAGAACGUAAACCUAUUCAUACUGGUAAAAUACACAGCAGCUUUGACUUUUUUGGUAAAAUGCUUGAAUUUUCCUCAACAAUUAGGGUUAUUUAUGGAUAAUCUGGGUAACAAUUGAGCAGCAAUUAAUAUUCUAUUUCGUGCCGAAACCUAUACUCGCCUGUGGACAGGUGUCCCAGUGAGUAAUGAGUUCUCCGACUACUAUAAACGCCAAUAUAAAAGACCCUUGACCGCCAAGUGACGUCAUAGAAAACCAAAAAUAUACCUGCAGUUUAGAAAAACCACAGUGGCCUGAUCAAAAGCUAUGACUGCAUAUAUAUAACUGUUGCCUGGAUCACCUGGCUAAUUCUAACCAGUCGCGGACACAGUCGCGGGCGAGAAAUAUGCCGGAUGGGGAAAUUUAGCUUGCCACCUUAUUUACGCCUUUUGUUUCUGGAAAUCUCAGUUCUUUCCUUACGUUUUACCAAAUUUGCUCCACAAUUAACUAUUCAAUUAAUGUUUUCAUGGCUGUAAAUUAUUUGUUACAAUUAUUUGUUACCUUCGUGUCCGCCACUGACUCGGGACCUACAUAUACAUAAUCAUAUGUGGUGAUAAGAAUGACUAAUGGACUACGACGCUUAAAAUAUUUGUUGCAACUUUCGAAAAAUACCUGAAUUAUAUGAAAUUCUUGGGUUUCAAUACGGCAUUUUGUAGUGAAUCUGACGGGGGCCCAACCUCAAAUGUAUUGAUGCUUCUGCUUUACUGGAGUGAAAAAAUGAUGCGUAAUUCCAUGUAUUUGCCACCAAACACAAGGCUAAUACAUAAAACGAACAAUCAACUCAUUCUGAUAACUGUGUUUUGUUUUAGAGUCGACCCACCGUCACUUCUGUGACGUCAUAUGAAACCCAAGAAUAGGGCAAUGUAUUAUCCUAUUUAUUUGUUUACUGUGUCUCAACAUGUAUCUAACACAGUGAUUUAUUUUCAGGUCCAAAACCUGGAGCUGAUGAGAAAACGUCAAAAGACGAUGAAUGUUCCAUUUGUUUAAGUGAAAUUGCUAAAAAGAAAUCUUUGGAUAAAUGUGGCCAUUCAUUUUGUACCAAGUGCAUCAACAAAGCAUUUAAAGUGAAGAAGCAAUGCCCAAUUUGUUACAUGGUGUAUGGUCCCUUCACAGGCAACCAACCGAAAGGAAUUAUGUAUGAUGCUUAUCUGUCGAUACCUCUUCCUGGUUUUAAUUGUAGUGGUAGUCUUGUUAUAUCUUACCGGUUUCCAAAUGGGACCCAAGGCGCAGACCAUCCUAAUCCUGGAAAGCCAUACCAGGGAACAAGCCGAACUGCUUAUCUACCCAACAACCAAGAAGGAAAGAAAGUUCUUAAUCUUUUAAAGAAAGCAUUCAAUCAGAAAUUGACGUUCACAAUCGGGCGGUCAACAACAACUGGAAGAGAUGAUUGUGUUAUAUGGAAUGAUAUUCGUCAUAAAACCUCAAUAUAUGGAGGGCCUACAGAGUAAGUCAAAAAUUGUGUGUACAAAUAUUCACGAUAUUUAUUUGGGGAUAUUUAUUUGUAUGUUAUACGUGCACGUAACACGAACUCCAAACUAAAAUUAGGGGCGGCGCUGAAGAGCGGGUGGGGGUGGUAAACCCCUCAGUUGUCAGGUAGUCGGCAAAACAGUGAAUUUGAUAGGGGAAAAAAGAGUGAAACAGAUUAAAAAAUAAUAAUUAUACCUAAAAUGUGGAGAAAUUUACGAACAUAUGAAGGGAAAAUGAAACAUUAAGGAAGAAUGGUACUGCAUGUAUGUUAAUUUAUAUUUUUACCCCCCCCCCCCCACCCCCGCCAACAAUUUUGGGAUGGGAAAAGAAAUACUUAGUCGGUAAAAUCUGGAGUCGGCAAAAUUUAAUUUAAUGACUCGGCAAAAUUCUCUUACACCCCCUAUUAUAAUAGGUCUAGCGCAGACCCCGACUAUAAUGAGUACAAAGCAACUUGGUUAUAUUGCAUUUUAAGAAUUUUCAUUUUUUAUACACUUCUCAAUCUGCAAACGAACCUAAAAAGCACGUUUAUUCCACCAAAAGAAAAAAAAAUUAUGAACGCUUUUCAUUGGAAAUACAGACCACAGAAAAAAAGGGUUGAAAAUGUUCUUGAGUGAACUUUGUUUUUAUAAUGUAAUGUUAGAUUUAACAAUAGGUAGUAUAAUAAGUAUUAUAUAUUCCAUUUCAGCUUUGGUUAUCCCGAUCCAGAUUACCUGGGGAGAGUUCAAGAUGAACUGGCAGCGAAAGGAAUUACAGAAUAA
Messenger RNA from Paramuricea clavata, 7559 nucleotides. The record is from the annotation of a GenBank genome assembly. NCBI's taxonomy places the organism in Eukaryota, Metazoa, Cnidaria, Anthozoa, Malacalcyonacea, Plexauridae.